Molecule: messenger RNA, 1515 nt
Organism: Misgurnus anguillicaudatus (oriental weatherfish)
Lineage: Eukaryota; Metazoa; Chordata; Actinopteri; Cypriniformes; Cobitidae
Gene: hesx1
Product: HESX homeobox 1
Biological process (GO): forebrain development; regulation of transcription by RNA polymerase II; pituitary gland development
Cellular component (GO): nucleus
Molecular function (GO): DNA-binding transcription repressor activity, RNA polymerase II-specific; RNA polymerase II cis-regulatory region sequence-specific DNA binding
Source: RefSeq, a predicted model, not a curated record
AAACUCAUGUAUUAUGCAAAGAAUUACUUUUAUUUUGUAUGAGAUUAAUCUAUGCCCAGCCCUAUAUAUAAACUUAGCUUUGCCUUUAACAGUUUUAUAAUAAAUGUUGAUCCAGUUUUCUUGCUAAACUCAGUAACACAAUACUGCACCUUAACUCUUUGUGUUAAUAGUUGCCAUUCAUUUCUAAUGAGUUUUCAUUCGGUUUGCAUUUAAACAACUCUAAUUGGUAAUUUCUUUGCAAAACAAUGGAGAUACACACAGGAGCUGUGCUGAUGCUCUCCAAGAGCACCAAGACAAAUAAACAAGCAGCUCAUUUAUUAAAAGCAGCCAAGCAACGAGACGCGAUCAAUUCACCAUUGAAUGAAACAAUUAUUGCACGCGGCUUCCAGCAAAUUGCCAAGCAGGCAUUGUGCCUUUGUGCUCCACAGCAUCUUUCUCCAUGCAUGUCAAGAGAGAAAGGGAAUAUUCAGCAGGAUUAGUUUAAACGGCAUUAGGCUUUAUUAUUAUUGUAAACUCGUGUGGUAGAAAAUAAGGUAAAUAAGAUUAAGCACUAGUUGACUGCGCUCUCAUAAUGCUGGAGAUGCUGCAGAAGGAAAUGAGAAGAAGAUAAUUCCUGGGAAUGGGGCCUAAUUUUCUACCUGGUGGGUAAAAAUAAUGGCACAUCAGCGUUGUUUUGUCCCCUUCAAUAGCGGCUUUAAAGGAUUCGGUGUCCCCAGAAGAGAUAACAGGUUGGUGCUUCAGGUCGGGACACUGAAUUACCUGCAGAUCCAGACACCCCAUGGUGAGGUCCGGCGAUUCACAUGUAAAACAUUCAGACUCGAGCUUAAAUUAGUGACGUUAGCUUGGGUUUAUAAAGCCGAGACUCGAGCUUUCACAUCAAACCAGACGAGAAGACACCUGGCAUCUCCAAAUGACUUCUCUUACCAUGAACGCGCACCAGGACAACCCGAUGCCCAGACAGUCCGUGUUCACCAUCGACAGCAUCCUUGGAUUAGACAGACCUGAUCAGAGAACAGUGUUUUCGGCUCCUUAUCGACCGUGGACAGAUGUGAAAGCUGGAUGUCAGACGCGUCGGAUUGUUUCAGACAGUGAUGAUUCAGUUGAUUUAAGGGUUAAUGAAGACUACAGUAAAUCUUCAUCAGGAGAGACUUACAGAAGAACAUUGAACUGGUACAUUGGUCGCAGGCCGAGGACAGCUUUCUCUAGUGUUCAGAUCAAGAUACUGGAGAGUGUUUUCCAGGUGAACUCAUACCCGGGCAUCGAUUUACGUGAAGAACUUGCUAAAAAACUUCACCUGGAUGAAGACAGAAUUCAGAUUUGGUUCCAGAACAGAAGAGCAAAACUGAAGCGUUCACACCGAGAAUCUCAGUUCAUGAUGGUGAAAAACGUCCUCAAUGAUUUACAAACCAGCAGAGAAAAACACUGAAUAUUCACAUUUACUCUUAUUGUUUAUAUGUUGUGAUGUAAUAUAUUCUGUCUUCUACCAAAUUAUGUAAUUAAAACAUUUUGACAAUA